Messenger RNA from Cynocephalus volans (Philippine flying lemur), 1123 nucleotides. RefSeq names its product CASP2 and RIPK1 domain containing adaptor with death domain (gene CRADD). Gene Ontology annotation, cellular component: cytoplasm. Gene Ontology annotation, molecular function: protease binding; death domain binding. The record is from RefSeq and is a predicted model, not a curated record. The coding region runs from base 97 to 696 and encodes 199 amino acids. The transcript has 3 exons. Gene Ontology annotation, biological process: cellular response to mechanical stimulus; positive regulation of apoptotic signaling pathway. Lineage: Eukaryota; Metazoa; Chordata; Mammalia; Dermoptera; Cynocephalidae.
CUGUAACAAAGAUGGUGCUUAUGGUACAGGUUCCCUAAGUCCGGAUUCCGGUUGCUUUUUUUUUUUUUUUAAAGAUACGUGGUUGCAGACAGAGAAAUGGAGGCCAGAGACAAACAAGUGCUCCGCUCACUUCGCCUGGAGCUGGGUGCAGAGGUGUUGGUGGAGGGACUGGUUCUUCAGUACCUUUACCAGGAAGGAAUCUUGACCGAAAACCAUGUUCAAGAAAUCAAAGCUCAAGCGACAGGCCUCCGGAAAACAAUGCUGCUGCUGGAUAUCCUACCUUCCAGGGGUCCUAAAGCAUUCGAUACAUUCCUAGAUUCUCUGCAGGAAUUUCCCUGGGUACGGGAGAAGCUGGAGAAGGCCAGGGAAGAAGCCAUAACUGAGCUGCCUACAGGUGACAGGGUGACUGGGAUCCCUUCGCACAUGCUCAACAGCUCCCCGUCGGACCAGCAGAUUAACCAGCUGGCCCAGAGGCUGGGCCCCGAGUGGGAGCCUGUGGUGCUGUCUCUGGGGCUGUCUCAGACGGACAUCUACCGCUGCAAGGCCAACCACCCCCACAACGUGCAGUCGCAGAUGGUGGAGGCCUUCGUGCGCUGGCGGCAGCGCUUCGGGAAGCAGGCCACCUUCCAGAGCCUGCACAGGGGCCUGCAGGCCGUGGAGGUGGACCCCUCAGUGCUGCAGCACAUGCUGGAGUGAUGGUGCCUCCAUCAGUCCUCGGGGAGGGCGUCCCCAUGUCCCCUGGGCUGAAUCCUGACUUUCACUCAGUGCAGGUGGUGUUUUGUUUUGCUUUGUUUUUUCUUUUUAAUGAUCCUUAGAUGGAAGGAGAAAACAGAGUUCCACUUGACAUUAUUUGAAAGGCUGUAUUACUCAGUAGAUCUCCCACGUUGGCCCAACAAUUCGUUGUUUUUAAUUGCUUGAAGAUUGUGUUCUUGUAAUUGUUCAGUUUUUAAUUGUGUGAUUGCCUUUUAAUAGACUGUUAAAUCAUAGUAGUUAAAAACAAAAAAAAACCCAUAUUAUCACAUUACAUGCAGGUGUCCUAUACAGAACACACCCACUUUUACGUUGCCUGGGAACUGAACCAUGGACUUUCCUAUUCAUAAUGAUGAUGAUAAUAAAAACUGAA